AUGCCGUCGCCAGCUUCGCACUCCAGGAGGCUCUCGGGAGCGCCAGACUCGUCCGCCAAAGGGCGAGGCCGCGUGUCCAAGCGAUCCGGCAACGCGUGUGUGGCCCUGGAAACAUGCCCUCUGUUCGAGGUGCCGCAAGCAGAAGAUCAACGCAAGCUGUCGUGCGAGUUCGAUGAGCGCGACCAGAAAAUACUCGUCACCCGCGGGUACAUCAUCGACUUGCAGCAGCGAGUAGAGAAUCAGAGGCGCACCGAGGGUCUCGAGUAUGUCACUCCUGGUUCGCUCGAAAGCAGCCAUGAGGUUGGCAGGCCGGUUGACGACGAGGAGGAUUCCAUCGUCAUCCCGUCAAUCGACAGGCCCGAGUCAGACAGCCAGAGCUCCAAUAGCCGCUCAAGAUUGGACCCUGUCGCUUCCACCCUCACAAACCCGCUAUCAACAGGGCAGUCAAAGUUCAUGACGUCCGCUGAGGGGCAAACUUACUACCUUGGCACCUCAUCAAAUUGGUCCUUCGGCCGUCGCGUUCUCAGUCUGACGCAUGAGUAUGUCUACCACACCCCCGUCUCCACAGGAACUCUCCUGUUCGAUGGCACGGCGUACGACCUGGGCUGGGAUGGUUCCCGGACUACCGUCCCUCCAGAAGCCCAUCCCCUCCCCAGUCUAGACCAUGCCAUCUACUUGAUCAACACGGUCAAGUUUCACUGCAGUCAGGUCUUCCAUCUGUUUGACGAGGAGUCCUUUAUGAAGUACAUGUACGACUUUUACUCUGACCCCAUCAACCAGGAGACCGGAUCAGAUCUUCGAUACAUCCAGUUAUUACUCAUUCUUGCCUUUGGCAAGGCAUUGGUUGAGAACAACUACCAAGCCAAAAAGCCACCUGGGGCCGAGUAUUUUCUUAGGGCACUGCGGCUUCUGCCAAGUACGCAUGCCCUUGUCCAGGAGACAAUUCUAUCAACAGAGGUGCUCUGCUGCAUAGCUUUGUACUUCCAAUGCCUGGACUAUCGAAACUCGGCUCAUAACUUUAUUGGCCAAGCUAUACGGAUUGCUCUCUUGCAGGGGAUGCACACCGAUAUGCCUCGACAACAUUUAGGGGAUCAUCUCGUCGAACGGAGUCGAAAGGCAUGGUGGACUGCCUACGUUUUGGACCGCGAAAUGACCUCUUUGAUGGGCUUACCGCAGUCCAUCAACGACGACGAUGUGCAUCCUUCGCUACCACACUUUUCGGGCUCUAGUCAUCGCAUCGCCGCUCUGAACAUGCAGAUUCGACUUUCCCGUACCAUCGCCGCCAUCAACAGAGGAGUAUACGGAGCCGAUGGGCGAUUGAACAAAAAGUUCUUGCUCAGCACCAAGGAUGUUCUGUCAAAUAUCGCAACGCUGGCCGACGAACUCCAAGAAACCUUUCCGAUGCAAGUCGACCAAACCAUCAACGGCGUCUCAAGGACAUCGGGCUAUUUGCAUCUUUUAUAUCACCAGUGCAUCGUUCUCGCAACGCGACCGUUGUUGUUUUGCUUCUUGAAGAUUCGAUUCGAGUCCCCGGCUUCCUAUCUGGACACGCUCAAUUCUUCUCAAACUGUCUGGAAUUUGAUCAAGAUGUGCAUGGACUCCUCUCAACAGAUGAUCAAUAUCCUAUCCUGUCUACAAAGUCAGGGUCUUUUGGAGACAUUUCUUCCGUUCGACCUCGAGCCGCUCUUCGUGUCCAGCCUGACUCUCCUCCUCGGGCCAGUCCUCAACCCUCGAUUAUUGGAGAACGAAUCCCUCUGGCGCCAAAAAUCCCACACCAUCUUCAAUGAGAUGGUGGGGAAAGGCAACUUGAUUGCAGAGUUUCGGCAAUCCGAGUUGCAGCAGUUGGACGACAUGUUGAGGCGCCUGCCUGCCACUACUGGACAAUCACCCACUCCCAACAACCCCGACCAAGAAAUUGUGGACAAUCCAGUGGCCCCGGGGAUGGAUGAUAGUGCUGUUGAUACUACAAUUGCUGGGUCGAACGACGAGGAGACAUUGUCGUCUCUUCUUCCAGGUAUGGAGGAGUAUAGCACCGAUGUGUGGUUGACCACUGCACAAAUCAUCGACAUGGCGAACUCCAUUGCAAACAGCGAUACGGAGUGGGUAUCACACACCAUCACAGAACAUGAUAUCUGGUAG
This is a messenger RNA of Ilyonectria robusta, 2139 nucleotides long. RefSeq lists its product as uncharacterized. Gene Ontology annotation, molecular function: zinc ion binding; DNA binding. The transcript is spliced from 10 exons. Gene Ontology annotation, biological process: DNA-templated transcription. The record is from RefSeq and is a predicted model, not a curated record. Lineage: Eukaryota; Fungi; Ascomycota; Sordariomycetes; Hypocreales; Nectriaceae. The coding region runs from base 1 to 2139 and encodes 712 amino acids.